AUGGAGGAGCAGGAGGAAGCGGGGGAGGAAGUGGUGGACGUGCCGAGCUGGCUGUGGGGGGGGAUGGGGAUGGGGCGCUACGCGGCGGCGUUCGAGGCGCACGAGGUGGAUGCUGAGGUGCUCCCCUGGCUCAGUAUGGACGACCUCCGGGACAUGGGCAUUGGUGCCGUCGGAGCACGCCGCAAGCUCUUCUGUGCCAUCCAGAGGCUCACUUCGCAGCUGCCGCCACGGAGGUGA
Messenger RNA from Miscanthus lutarioriparius, 237 nucleotides. The record is from the annotation of a GenBank genome assembly. Lineage: Eukaryota; Viridiplantae; Streptophyta; Magnoliopsida; Poales; Poaceae.